Messenger RNA from Lytechinus pictus (painted urchin), 3046 nucleotides. RefSeq names its product 2-Hydroxyacid oxidase 2-like. The record is from RefSeq and is a predicted model, not a curated record. NCBI's taxonomy places the organism in Eukaryota, Metazoa, Echinodermata, Echinoidea, Temnopleuroida, Toxopneustidae. Gene Ontology annotation, molecular function: oxidoreductase activity. The transcript has 5 exons. Bases 82 to 762 code for a protein of 226 amino acids.
AAGGACACACAUCUUGUCAUGUAUUCACAGGAAGUCAUUGGUUGAAUAGGUUCAAAGUUCAUACUUACUGGUAUUAUCUCUAUGCAAAAACUCAAGCAAACAUGGGGCUAUGUUCUCUAUUUGACUAUGAGCAUCAGGCUAAAAAAAACACUCGAUAAAACUGCAUGGGAAUAUAUCAACUUUGGAAGGGAAAGAAAAUGGUGUUUUCAUGAUAGCAUCCAGGCAUUUUCGAGAUACCGGAUAAGAAGCCGAGUUCUCCAGGAUGUUUCAAAGCGUUGCCUAGCAACAACAGUGCUUGGUCAGUCAAUUCCCUAUCCCAUAUGCAUAUCACCUACAGCUUCUCAUUACUUUGCUCAUCCGGAUGCUGAAAGAGCCACAGCUAAAGGAGCUGAAGCUGCAAAAGCCUUGAUGAUACUCUCUUGCGAUGCAACCUGUUCCAUGGAGGACGUCUCCGGUGCAGCACCCGAGGGACUCAGAUGGAUGAACAUCUAUCCCUUCGCAGAUCGUCAGCUCACGGAAUAUACCAUCCGUAAAGCAGAUAAACUCGGAUUGACGGUGGAUUCUCCGGUGCCGGGUGUAGAUGGGGCUGUGGAUGAACUUUUAUAUGAAGUGACCGAUCCCCUCCAUCGCAUGCCAGUCUAUGAUGUUGAUAUUCCCUCAGCUCGUGUUGCGGAUCAGUGUAACUUGACAAACCACUACAAGUAUACGUGGAUGAGCAGCAAUACAACUCAAAAGCUACAUGGGAAGAAAUACGAUGGAUGAAGAAAAUCACUUCCUUGCCAAUUGUCUGCAAAGGCAUACUCACAGCUGAAUCUGCUUCCGAUGCAGCAAGGGCAGGGGCUGAUGGGAUACUUGUAUCAGCUCACGGUGGAAGACAGUUGGAAAGUUCACCAGCUCCGGUAUCUAAAUAUAAUUCUUAGUCUUGGAGUCGGUCUCGUUAGUGUGACUGUGGCCUUGAUAUCAUAAGGGAAAAGGGGAAAGAAAGGAUUGGGUAAAAUGAAGUGAGAGAGAGAGAGAGAGAAGGGAGCGAACGGGAAGAAGAGUGAAAGAGAAAUAGAGGGGAGAAAGAGAAAGAAGGACAACCUUCCUCCCUAUUAACCCUUUUACAAAAUGAAGCUUGUCGCUAGCUAGUUACUAGCUUGUCACAAUCUUAUUGAGCGUCUUUUUCAGAAAAUAAGCGUGCUGCAAUCUAGCUGCCACCUUUUAACUAGCUUGGAACACAAUAACCAGCUUGCGGUUAGCUAGUUCGUUCCAAAUAUGUAAAUGAGUUGCACGCUCGCUUGCUCAAUUAAAUUACUGAGCUGGCAGCAAUCUUGCAAUGUGACUAGCUAGUAUACUAUCUUAUAGUAAAACAAGUUAGUUUGUUUAUUGAGGGCUAGAUAGUGACAAGAUUGUCAUAAAAUUAUCAAGUUAGUUGCAAGUUUGCUGCAAGCUAAUCGAGCGAGCGCGCUACUCAAUUACAUAUUAUUUGAAACGAAACAAGCGUGAGUCGCAAGCUAGUAACCAAAUUGUACAACAAUGUAUGAAAAUGUGUAUAAGGUGUUUUCCCCCUUUUCACACCCCGCCGUUUUAUUUUUAUCCUUUAUUUCGUAUUUUACUUUUUAAAAUCAUAUUUGCUACAUUAUUUGUGACAACUUUUGUAUACUAUCAUGAUUUUAUUCUCCCUUUUUUGUGGAAAUAAACCAAAUCUAUUUUUCAAAAGGAAAUACAUUCAGUUGUUCUUUGUUAGUAUAAACGAUUUUUCGCUGAACGUAAAAUGCGAAAUAGGGGGAGGGGGAUGUCGCAUUAUUAAAUCAUUUUAGUAAAUAACAACAUACAUGUACAAAUUACAGUUAUAAACAUGACGAGAUUUAUUUACUAAUAUACAAUUUCUGCAUAGAUAUAGAAUUUGAAUUGAUAAUAAAAUUAAACAAUAUUUGUGUUGGUUUUCAGAGAGUUAAUUACAUGUUGUUUUUAAUUAAUAUAUUUAGAUAAUGUCACGAUCAGAGAUAAAUAAUACAGACAUGACUUCGCUGCUUACCCAUUUAAAUUCCAUCCUUAUUUAUUCAUCAGUUUUAUUUAAAAACAGUGUAGUCCAUUCAGGACCCAAAGGCCUCCUUUACAAAUAACAGUAAAUCUUUUCAAAAUGAACGAAUCUUUCAUUUUUCUUCAAAUGUUCAUCAUAUUCACAUUCCACAAUAUUUAUUUCACAUUUUUGCACGCUAACAACCACUUGUAUGACUUGUUCUCUCUUCUACACAUUCUCUCCAAUCAAUCUAUUUGAUGGCUAUUGGCACUGAAUUCAAUGUAUGUUUGCAAGUCGUUUUUGUUGAUUAGAGUAGAAAUCAUUAAAAAUAAAAACAUAUUGAUGCGUGUCGCGAGUCAGUGGUCUUUUGGGGGAGUAAAUUUAAGGAUAUACCAAGAUUAUACACAUAAUACUACUGAUUAUUAUUUUCUAUCAUGACGUCGAUAAUAGGAUCCAUGAUUGGGGGGGGGGUAUCACAACAGACAAAAACUGAUGGAAUUAUAGUCAAAAUUAAGAUUUUAUACUCUAAAAAGGAUUGGUCAACUUGACCAGUCUCUUGGUUAACAUAGUUAUGUCUGUUAAUAAUGGUCAAAUCAAUCAAAUCAUUGGUUAAAGCUAUCAGGGAUUCAGUUGAUUUUGACCAAUUUUAUCCGUCGGACAAAAUAGAAGCAAGAAAAUAGUUAUUGUGACCAAUCCCUUCUUUAGAGUGUGAGAAAAUAAGUCAUGUCAAAAAUAGAAUUAAAAUAUGAAAUAUCAUUCAUGCAAUCUUUGGUCAUUUUGUAGUGCAGAUUGCAUGUUUUCGUUAUUGUUAUUGAUCGGAACAAUGUAAAAUACUGACAUAAAAAUAAAAAAAACUGUUCAGAAGAGAUAAUGUUAUUAUGAUUUUACUCACGCAAAAUUGAUUUUGUGCACGAAAGACCUGUAUCUAUUCACUUAAGCAAAAUAUUAAAACAUAUUAAAAGGAAGUCGUAUACCAUCUAUGAUAAUUCCAUUAUAAAACAAUACAUAACAGGUUGCAAACGCUCCUUAAUUUCAUUUUCG